UCGAAACUGUGAUCCAUCAUUCACAACACCUCAAUCUUAACCACUAAGCCAAGACAUCAUUGGUCCCUAUAUCUACUCAGUGAUACAAAACAAUUGUUACUCUUUAACUUUCUUUUAUGGCUAAGAAAAAGGGGACAAGAAAAAGAAAAUGGUUUGUUGUGACUUGUGAACAUCUCUUUAAUGGUAUUAUAUUAGAAUUUAUACAAUCCUUUCUUCAAAAUUUGCAGGUCGGGCAUUGUGUUCGUUAUCUAUCGCAAUCCAUAGUUGGUAUGAUUAUAGGCUUCAUGUUGGUAUGGCAGCUUACCCUUGUCACUGUGGCUAUUAUUCCUUUGAUGGUCGUCGCAGGAGCUUACACUGUAAUUUUGUCCAACCUAUCACAAAAGGCUGAAGCUGCUUAUGCUGAAUCUGGAAAGGUUGCCGAAGAGGUUCUUUCACAAAUUCGCACAGUUUACGCAUUUGGAGGAGAGAGGAGAGCAAUUCAUGCAUAUGGUAGGUCACUAAAAAAAGCCAUCAAACUAGGGAAGAAGAGUGGAAUUACAAAAGGAGUUGGUAUGGGUUUAACCUUUGCACUAUUGUUAUGCACCUGGGCUUUACUUCUGUGGUAUGCCAGCGUGCUUGUCCGAGAUCACAAAACUAAUGGAGGCAAAGCAUUUGCAACAAUUUUCAAUGUCAUUUUCAGUGGAUUUGCUCUUGGACAUGCGGCUCCAAACCUUGCUGCAAUAGCAAAAGGCAGUGCUGCUGCUACGAACAUAGUGAGCAUGAUUUGCACUGAUACCGACUCUUCUAAACGACUUGUUGCUGGGAUAACAUUGCCUACAAUAGUUGGGAAACUUGAAUUCCGAGACAUCUAUUUUGCUUAUCCCUCACGACCCAACAUGAUCUUUGAUGGUCUAAGUUUCACAGUAGCUGCUUCGAAGACAAUUGCUUUUGUUGGUCCAAGUGGUUCAGGAAAAAGCACAAUCAUCUCUUUGAUUCAAAGGUUCUACGAUGCUACUUCAGGUACUAUACUUUUGGAUGGACAUAACAUACAAGAUCUCCAGUUAAAAUGGUUGAGAGAACAGAUGGGGUUGGUUAAUCAAGAACCAGUUUUAUUUGCAACAUCGAUAUUGGAAAACAUUUUAUACGGAAAAGAAGGUGCAGAUAUGGAUCAAGUUAUGGAAGCUGCCAAAGUUGCAAAUGCACACUCUUUUAUUCAAGAUCUACCGCUUGGCUAUCAUACUCAGGUAGGAGAAGGUGGAGCACAACUUUCAGGGGGUCAAAAGCAAAGAAUUGCCAUCGCUAGGGCUGUCUUAAGAAAUCCAAAAAUUUUACUCCUAGAUGAGGCUACUAGUGCCCUUGAUCUAGAGUCCGAACAUAUAGUCAAGAAUGCCCUUGAUAUAAUUAUGUCAAAUAGGACAACUAUCAUGGUUGCUCAUAGAUUAUCCACAAUUCAAGAUGCUGAUCAAAUCAUUGUCCUAAACAAAGGUAGAGUCGACGAAAUUGGGACUCAUGUAGAGUUGAUGUCACAAGCAGGACAGUAUGCGAAUUUAGUCAGUUUGCAAUUAUCAGCAAAUGGUGAGAAUCAAAGUGCAAAAAGCAUUAGUAAGCUAUCUAUUAACCAUGAACAACAAGAAAACUAUAAUUUAGCUUCUAUUAAAGAAGCACAACCGAGAAAUGGAAAGGUGGAUUCAUUGGCGAAAGACCCUGCUCCAACACUGAAGAAAUUGGUUAAGCUAAAUAAACUUGAAUUGCCUUAUGCAGUGCUUGGGUCUAUAGGUGCAAUUCUAACUGGUAUACAAGUACCUUUGUUUGCCCUUGGAAUUACAAAUAUGUUGACGACGUUCUAUUCUAAUUCAAAUUCCAAAAUCAAGCAUGAUGUCCAAGUAACUGCGUUUCUAUUUCUAGUAGUGGCUGCCAUCACAGUUCCUAUGUAUCUACUGCAAAACUACUUUUUUACAGUUAUGGGAGAAAGAAUCACUGUUCGUAUGCGCUCAGAAAUGUUUUCAGCUAUGAUUUCUAGUGAACCUGGCUGGUUCGACCUAGAUGAAAACAGAAUCGGCUCACUUGUGUCGAAACUUGCUGCUAAUGCAACACUCAUUCGUACUGCUCUAGUGGAUCGCUUGUCAAUCAUAGUGCAAAACGCAGCACUAGUCGUUGCUGCAUUUGUUAUAGCCUUUAAAUUUAGUUGGCGCAUUGCAUCAGUCACCAUUGCUAUAUUUCCAUUGUUAAUAGGAGCUUCAUUAACUGAGAAAUACUUCCUCAAAGGUUUUGGGGGGAGUUACACAGGAGCUUAUUCUCGUGCCAAUUCUUUGGCUCGAGAAGCAAUAGAAAAUAUUCGAACAAUUGUAGCAUUUGGAACCGAAGAUCGGAUCUCAGCACAGUUCGCGUCAGAAUUAAGCAAGCCAAUGAAGCAAGCUCUUAUAUGGGGCCAUAUAUCAGGUGUAGCAUAUGGCUUCUCGCAGUUCCUUUCCUUUUGUUCAUAUGCAAUCACACUUUGGUAUGCUUCGGUGCUCAUCAAGCAGGGAGAUGACAAUUUCGGGGAUAUAAUCACAUCUUUUAUGGUAGUAAUCGUAACUUCAUUUGCAAUAGGAGAAGCAUCUGCUCUUACAUCCGAGAUCAUGAAAGGGUCUGAGGCACUCGAAUCAGUAUUUACCAUUCUCGAGAGGAAAACACUUAUCAAUACGAGCGAUGUUACAUCAAAGGUGUUAAACGAUAUUGAAGGAUGCAUAGAGUUUAAAGAUGUUAGCUUUUAUUACCCAACACGACCAAAACUAAGUGUUGUGAAUAAUCUAAACAUAAAGAUUUCUUCGGGAAAAUGCCUUGCAGUAGUUGGUCAGAGUGGGUCAGGUAAAAGCACAUUAAUCUCACUUGUUAUGAGAUUCUAUGACCCAACUUUCGGUUCAGUACUUGUUGAUGGAUUGAACAUAAAAAGCUUAAAUUUGAAGUCUCUCAGGGAGAGAAUAGGCUUAGUUCAGCAAGAGCCUGCAUUAUUUUCGACCACAAUCUACGAGAAUAUACGUUAUGGUAAAGAGGAUGCCACAGAAGUAGAGAUAUUGCAGGCUGCAAAAGUUGCAAAUGCUCAUGAGUUUAUAAGUGGAAUGCCUGAAGGGUACUACACACAGGUUGGAGGAAGAGGAUGCAUGUUAUCAGGUGGUCAAAAACAAAGGGUGGCCAUAGCUCGCGCCAUCCUUCGAGACCCAUCAAUCCUUCUCCUAGAUGAAGCAACAAGUGCACUUGAUACUACCUCAGAGAAACUUGUUCAAGAGGCUCUCCACAAGGUACCGAGAACAUAAUUGGAGCAUUAUUGGACAAGCUUGAGUAUUUAGGAGCAAUUGGAAGCAAGCUACAUUGAUAAGGAUCAUUUUGGAUGUAUUUGAAUGCAAAUUAGAGCUAAGUUGGAGUUGAGAUUCAUUGAUAGAAUUGUGGAAAUCGAGUCAUGUUCACUCUUUUAUCCAUAACUUCUGACUUGAUCCUGAUAUUGGUCUGAUUUCAGUGGCGUUGGAAAGUAGGCUUGAAUAUCUUUCCAACGUUAGGUCGCACGACCCAAGGCGAGUUGUAUUUUGAGAGAUAUGGGCUUCGAAAGUUGGCCCAAUCUGCCAGAAACUUCUUACGCGCACGCGACUUUAAUGAUUUCGGCCAUUUAGUGAUUUAUUUGGCUUCCUUAUCUUGUAAUUUUGUUCCCUACUAGUUUUAGGAGUUAGAACUCUAUAUUAGAGGGUUUUUUAAUUAGAAUAGGACAUCUAAUUAUUCACUUUUCAAUAUCACGUUAUUUUCCUCUAUAGUUUUAUGCCCUGAUUUAUUUUC
Molecule: messenger RNA, 3783 nt
Organism: Beta vulgaris subsp. vulgaris (sugar beet)
Lineage: Eukaryota; Viridiplantae; Streptophyta; Magnoliopsida; Caryophyllales; Amaranthaceae
Product: ABC transporter B family member 13
Exons: 8
Coding region: 117-3272 (1051 amino acids)
Biological process (GO): transmembrane transport
Cellular component (GO): membrane
Molecular function (GO): ATP binding; ATP hydrolysis activity; ABC-type transporter activity
Source: RefSeq, a predicted model, not a curated record